CGCUCCGUUGGUGCUAGCUGCUGGGGAUUGCGUGUAUCCAAGGGGCAACGGGAGGACGGGGGUAGGACCCUGCUUCAGGACCCCCUCCCAUUCACUCAGCGGUUCUGCUGAUAAUGUUGAGGGCACUUGAAGAUCAGUAAAGUGUGUCAGUGCAAAGUAGCCUCACCGAAGAAAUCACCUUCCUAUAUAAUUGAGAAAUCUGAGAUUGAAUCUAUGUUGUCAGAUGAACUAGAAUCCAAGCCUGAGUUGCUGGUACAGUUUGUCCAGAAUACUUUCAUACCAUUGGGAAAAGGGUUUGAGGAGCCAGAACAGAGUGCUGGCCAAUGUCUGCCUCCAAGCAAAGCCAGUGAUAACACAUUAGACAACCAAGCUCCAGUCUCUGGUGAACCCUCUGUCUCUGACCCUGGACUGCCAAUUCAAGCUGAGGGACCUGAUGCCAGAAGUGUGACUGCUGCCAAUGAAAGCGUGGAUGGGAGUACUCCAUGGUAUCUCCGUGUACAGGAAUUAGCCCAUGACAGUCUUGUGGCUGCAACCAGAGCAGAACUGGUGAAGGAUUCCAAAGGAGAGCCCACCAACGACAGUAAAGCAUCCAGCUGUAAGGAAGAUUUAACUCCUGAGCUGCAGCAUACCACUCCACGAAGUGAGAAGACCUUAAAGUGCUGUUAUGACGGAUGUAGCAGGACCUUCCUCUGGCAUGCGCACCUGAAAUAUCACCUGAAAACACACAAGAAUGAUCGCUCCUUCACUUGCCCGAAGGAAGGAUGUGGGAAGAGUUUCUAUGUGCUCCAGAGGUUAAAGGUCCACAUGAGGACACACAACGGAGAGAAGCCGUACAUCUGCCCCGAAGCUGACUGUGCGAAGAAGUUUACAACAGCUGGCAACUUGAAGAACCACAUGCGAAUUCACACUGGAGAGAAACCAUUCAUUUGUGAAGCAGGAAGCUGCGGACGUUGUUUUACAGAAUAUUCCAGUCUUCGUAAACACAUGGUCGUACACUCAGGUGAGAAGCCGUACCGCUGCAGCAUUUGUAACAAGACUUUCUCUCAGAGUGGCAGCAGGAAUGUCCACCUGCGGAAGUACCACAAUGUGCUUGUGCCUGUCUCUGACCAGGAAGAAACCAGAGAAGCGAUCCCAUUGGCUGAUACUGGUGCAGCAAAAGAGCCAGAGGUACCUGCUGGACUUCCGGUAGCAACAGCUACAAUGGCAACACCUACGGGUUUGGAAACUCAGCCUUUAGUGUUGCCACCUAGUAUACUGGGAGCAGAGGAAGAAGUACUACCUGAGAAUUCUCCUUCAGUUACUGGUACAGCGACCACUGCAUCUGUUGUUGUUUUGCCCCAGCCGCACCAUCUGGUUACUAUCGCCACUGCAGGACAUUCUUACGAAGAAGUAGUUACUGUGAUAAUACAGUGACCACCAGUGAACCCCUUUUGUGAACGGAGGCUGCUUAUCCCGGAGUGGUUAAAAUAAAGUGUUGCAGAAGUUAAGCCGCCGCCGGCAGAAUUGAACUGUAGGAGCAAAUUUCUCUCUCAAGUUUGCCCUAAAAUGACUAACCUGAGAGUAGGUUCACCUUUUGAGUUUGAGAAUGAGAACUGUAGUGGUGGGUAUUUUUAUUGUUUUUCAUCAUCUUCCUGAAUUAUUUGCCCAUGGUUGCAAGAUCUCUGCUUGAAAGAAAUUAAACUCAUUUUAAUUUCUUCUCGUCUUUGGAGCAGUAAAAAAAAAAGACUUGCCUGGUAUUUAUUUAAAUACAACGAGCCAUUAAAUUCCAUUUGCUGCAUCGCAACAAACUUUGUUAGCCAGUGAUGUUCUCAAUAGCCCAGCCUGUAGAUCUGAAUACAAGACGGUGUUUUUAGAAUCUUCUGUGUAUCAUGUUCUUCAUGCCUCAUGCUCAAAAGAUUGCCUUUCAAGAUUAUGCUCCAGUGAAGUUACUUUAAUAAUCAUCUGAGCUGUGCAUCACCACCAUUUUGAGAGUGACAAGAAGCCUGAAACAGAGAGGGUCCUGGGUCUACAAGUGACAGAGCCAACUUUGCUUUCCCAGUGAGCCAGUAGGUCUAAUAACGAAAGUCAUUUAAGGUUUUGUGUAUGCAUCAUUAAAUAUUUUCCAAACCCAAACUCUUCCCCUCCCCUGUCCUAGAAUUAGGUAGUGAGUGCUGAGAAUUACUGAUAAUGACAUGCACAAGUGUUACACUUUGCGUUAAACAAAGAAGGUUAUGCCACCAUGUCCUGUGCCCUGCAUUCAGAAUACUUUGAGUCAAACCUCUCAAAGGAAAUGUGGUCGGGGUGGCAGGUCAGAGUUAGGGAAUAGAAUAUUUAGAUCUUGCUCAGUCUCCUCUGUACUCAGCUUCUGUCCUGGACCAAAUGGUUUGAAGAUGCAAUGAAUACUGGUCUAUAAUCCUGCCCACAUAGGAACCAGAACUCAAAGGAAAAGCAACUCUACACGUCCACUUGGAACACUUUUCUAACAGUAGAGGACUCUGGGAUCUUUAUAUGGCUCAAAGGAAGCAGUCACUGAAAGAGGAACUUAACAAGCAGGUGGAACCAAAUAUGAUUGAAAAGUGGAGCUUCUACUAGGCUUGGUGGGUGAAUCUUGGUUAAAAAAACAAAUAGACCAAAAUUUCCAAGACUUCCUGGUUUUUGCUAAGUAAUAGACUGGCAGAUCAGCUGGGGAAUCUGCUCCUGAUCAUUAUUUACUAACUCCCUGAUAAAAUGUAACAUGAGAUGACAACAAAAUUGAGCUGGGCUGUGAUUUUCCUAAUGCUGGAAUAGUCAAACUCAUGAACACAAUGUCCAUUCAGAUAAACAGGAGGAGUGGCUGCUGUCCAUGGAAUUAUCAUCUCCUAGUACAGGAGGGCAAAUUAAAAAUGCAACAAGAUUUUAUUUUGGGUCAAGUGCCCAUGUGAUGUAUUUGAAUGUGAACAGGAACAUGGCACUGCAGAAUUUAAAAAUAUUAUUGUGAAAUAUAUAUAGAGUACACCAAUAAUGGAAGUGUCAGAAAGCCUUGCAACUGAGGUGGUUAUGACCCUCUAUAAUAUCAGUCAUUACUUAUGAAUUUCAAAUUGCAAUAUUCCAUGUUAAGAAAUUUUGCAGAUUUUCAUUAACCUUUUAAAGGUUUGUAUGAAAGUUUGAAAUUAUUGAAGUUUCCUUUCAGAAUUCAGGCAGUAUUGCCUCUUAAAAAGCAGCAUUGAACUUAAUUUUAGUUCUUGCUAAUGCCUAAUUUCUUUUGAAUCUUCAAUUUUUUAUUGGUUCAAUUUGCUUUUCUAGCAUCUAUUCUAAGAGGCCUCGCUGUCUCAGUGAUGGAUGAUUACAUCAAUGAACAAGGACACUGAAUUUGUCUGCUUUAGGCUUUUGAAGCAGUGUUUUGCAUUUAAGGGUACUGAUGUCCAGUU
This is a messenger RNA of Hemiscyllium ocellatum (epaulette shark), 3386 nucleotides long. Its product is annotated as zinc finger protein 410-like. The record is from RefSeq and is a predicted model, not a curated record. Lineage: Eukaryota; Metazoa; Chordata; Chondrichthyes; Orectolobiformes; Hemiscylliidae. The coding region runs from base 214 to 1413 and encodes 399 amino acids. Gene Ontology annotation, cellular component: transcription regulator complex; PcG protein complex. The transcript has 11 exons. Gene Ontology annotation, molecular function: DNA-binding transcription factor activity, RNA polymerase II-specific; RNA polymerase II cis-regulatory region sequence-specific DNA binding. Gene Ontology annotation, biological process: regulation of transcription by RNA polymerase II.